This is a messenger RNA of Symbiodinium sp. CCMP2592, 717 nucleotides long. Lineage: Eukaryota; Dinophyceae; Suessiales; Symbiodiniaceae. The record is from the annotation of a GenBank genome assembly.
AUGCUGCGAAUCACGCAACUCUCCGGAGAAGAGUUGACGCGUAUUCCCAUCGAGGAGCUUAGCAAUGUUAAGGUCUUGAAGCAGCGAUUGCAUGGAAAGCACGGCCUGCCACCACGAUUCAGACAAAGGCUUCUGCAUGGGGCCACGACGUUGGAUGAUGCCGCAAAGCUGGACUCUGCCAUGGACCUGGAAGUGGUGGCUCUCCGUGGAUUCUGCGGAACUUCCGAGACCCAGAGGACCGCGCUCUGUCAUGCAAUCGAGAGAGACUCGGUGGAGGAGGUUGAAGAGUUGCUGCAAAUCCCAAUGGACCCGGACGCAGCGAUCGCUGGUACAGAUACACCGCUGAUGCAAGCAUCGUGCACGGACAGUUUCAAAGUUGCAGCUCUGCUCAUUGAGGCUGGUGCUAACCUGGAUCUGCGUGACAAUGCUGGCCGUACGGCACUGAUGGCGGCCGCAAUGUUUGGUUGCCUCCGCGUCCUGCAAUGUCUGGUCGACUCCGGUGCUCAGAUGGAUUUGCAGGACAAUCAGGGUUUUUCUGCGAUGAUGUUUGCAGCACUCUACAAUCAAGCCUUUGCUGCAAGCUUGCUCGUGGAUGCCGGUGCUCGACAAGAUUUGCGUGACAACGGUGGCCGCACAGCACUACAUUGGGCAACUGAAGCCGGAAACGAUGCCAUCGAGCAGUUGCUCCUAAAUCCCGGUGAGCUUUGCGAGGUCUGA